UACUAUUAUUAUCAUCGCUACUAUUACUUCCUCCCCUUCUCUCUCUCUCGCGCACACACGCACACCGCUUUUCUGCUCCAAGGGUUUGCAAUCUCUCUGUAAAUUCCGUCCCUCCGAUCUCAGUUCGAGCCGAAUUCCAGGGUUUGUUUGCAGCGCAUGUAGUAGUAGUACACAUCUGGAAUCUUAUGUGCGCCGAAGAUUCGGAAUCUACGAGGAUCCGUGAGUGCAAGAAAUCUCCAGCUUUCUGCUUGGGUUGGGCCAUUUUAGGGUUCUGUUGAUGGUUGAAGAGGCAUUUGAAGAUCUGAGGGUUGUGAGUAAUAUUAUAAUUUGAGGGAUUUUGAGAGAUAUGGAUUUGGAUUUCAAUGGUGAUGUUGCGAGCCUCGAUGCCGAACUCUUGCAACUUCCGGAGGUGUCUCCUUUGGCCAUCAAAGCCAACCCUUGCGUCGCAGAGAAGCUUUUUGAUCAGUGGCUAUCCCUUCCUGAAACCAAUUCUUUGGUAAAAUCCUUGCUAAAUAAUGCUAAGGGAGGAGGUCCACUAAAUGUCGCUGGAGUGUCAUCUAGCACAAAUUCCGCAGCAAGCAAUUCGUUGCCUUCAAUGUUCCCUGCUGGUAGUACACCUCCACUUUCACCAAGAAGUUCAUCAGGUUCACCUCGCAUCAUGAAACAGAGGGCAGGGCCGUCUGCUUUAGGCUCUCCGCUGAAAUUAGUAAAUGAGCCUGUGAAGGAGCUCAUACCUCAGUUCUAUUUCCUUAAUGGCCGUCCGCCACCAAAUGAAUUGAAAGAGCGGUGUUUGUUUAGAAUCAAUCAAUUUUUCUAUGGUCACAUGGAUGGUCUCCAAAUGCACGAAUUCAAACCAGUGACGAAGGAAAUCUGCAAGCUACCUUCAUUCUUCUCCACUGCCCUAUUUAGAAAGAUUGACGUUGAUUGUACAGGAGUUGUGACCAGGGAUGCAUUUGUUGAUUAUUGGAUCAACGGAAACAUGUUGACGAAAGAUAUAGCAACACAAAUAUACACAAUUUUGAAGCAGCCAGAUGUCAAAUACUUGGCUCAGGAUGACUUCAAACCAGUGCUUCGGGAACUUUUAGCAACUCAUCCAGGGUUGGAGUUCUUACAGAGCACACCUGAAUUUCAGGAAAGAUACGCUGAAACUGUAAUAUACAGAAUAUUUUACUACGUGAAUAGAUCAGGUAAUGGUCGUCUUACCCUCAGGGAGCUGAAGCGUUCGAACUUAAUUGCUGCAAUGCAGCAUGCAGAUGAAGAAGAGGAUAUUAACAAAGUGUUGAGGUACUUCUCUUAUGAACACUUUUAUGUGAUAUAUUGCAAAUUUUGGGAGCUGGAUACGGAUCAUGACUUUUUGAUUGAUAAAGAGAACCUCAUCAGAUAUGGUAACCACGCACUUACCUACAGGAUCGUUGAUAGAAUAUUUUCUCAGGUUCCUAGAAAGUUCACCAGUAAGGUUGAAGGAAAGAUGGGAUAUGAAGAUUUCGUUUACUUCAUAUUGUCGGAGGAGGAUAAAUCAUCUGAGCCUAGUCUUGAGUACUGGUUCAAAUGCAUAGAUUUAGAUGGAAAUGGAAUCAUUACAAGGAAUGAAAUGCAAUUCUUUUAUGAGGAACAGUUGCACAGGAUGGAAUGCAUGGCCCAAGAACCUGUUCUUUUUGAGGAUAUUUUGUGUCAGAUAGUUGACAUGAUAAGUCCAGAGGAUGAGAGCUAUUUUACGAUACGUGAUUUAAAAGGGAGCAAACUCUCUGGCAGUGUUUUUAAUAUCCUUUUCAAUCUUAACAAGUUCAUGGCUUUUGAGACUCGUGAUCCGUUCCUAAUUCGCCAGGAGCGUGAGAACCCAACUUUGACGGACUGGGACAGGUUUGCGCACAGAGAAUAUAUUAGACUUUCAAUGGAGGAAGAUGCAGAAGAUGCCUCCAAUGGUAGUGCAGAUGUCUGGGAUGAAUCACUUGAGGCUCCUUUCUGAGUUCUGUUUGGUGUCUAUAGUGAAUUCUUUUGUGUCAUACUGGCUAUAAAGCAGUAAUGCAAUGUUUUGCGGGAUGAGCCAUCUGUGGGAUUCGGCAGUCAGCUCAAUCCCACCAUUGAUACGUUUGGAGGCUGUCAAUGAAAUUUUGAGCUUAUCUGCGGUGUAGCUUGCCAAGGUCAAAAAUUGUUUAUUCCGUGCUGUGGGCUUUGGAAAGGUUUGGCGAGAGUGCACCAAUUGUUGACUGGCAACUAACCGGCAACAGUUUAUGUUAGUUCACAACUAUUAGCACUCCCUUUGCCUAGUUGUAAGAAAAUGUUAAUUAAUUAUUUUGUUUUAGAGCCAAAAUCUAGUACUUUUCCUAGUACAUUUUUCGGGUGGGAUUAGUUUGAUGAAAACUGUAGUGUUCUGUUUGCAUUUUACCUUCCUUGAGCCUCUUUUAAUUUCUGAACUUAUGUAGCUGUCUUUGUAUGUUAUAUGUUUUCGCCGCCUUAAAUAUUUGCAUA
Molecule: messenger RNA, 2469 nt
Organism: Sesamum indicum (sesame)
Lineage: Eukaryota; Viridiplantae; Streptophyta; Magnoliopsida; Lamiales; Pedaliaceae
Product: serine/threonine protein phosphatase 2A regulatory subunit B''beta
Biological process (GO): protein dephosphorylation
Cellular component (GO): protein phosphatase type 2A complex
Molecular function (GO): calcium ion binding; protein phosphatase regulator activity
Source: RefSeq, a predicted model, not a curated record